AUGUUCCAGCCGGGAGAGACCCAAGUCGGUAAUCGAGUCCUACACGACCUCAAACCUCUAUUCAAUGUGCCACCGCUCCACAACAGUAUUCCACCACAGCUGGCGCACCGGUUUGAUCCUGUAUUCGUUGAUUAUUACAACAAGUACAAUGCAGGACGAUUGUAUUUCGAUGACGUUCCCAUUCAUGAAUACCGCCAGAAUCCGCUCAAAUAUACCAUCGCAUACGGCCGAGCUCAGGGGCCAGAUAUCUAUCGCAUAACAGAACAGAAAUGUCCUGUGAAAGGAGGAGAAAUCACGGUGCGAAUUUUUGAACCAGCUCCAAUAUUCGAAAAUGGAAAUGAUAGGAAACCAAUGAAAAGAGCUGCCUACAUCAACUUCCACGGGGGAUGCUGGUUAUUGGGGGGUCUAGCGUCUGACCAUGACUUUUGCAAGUUCCUUGUGGAUCAACUCUCUGGGCAUAUGGUUGUAUUUGACGUUGAUUAUCGACUAGCACCGGAAUAUCCCUUCCCAAUUCCCAUAGAGGAUAGCUGGGCAGCGUUCUGCUGGGUUCGGAUUGAAAAGCCGCACUUCCCACCUAAGAGAGUACGUACCCAGAAGAUUGAAGAGUUCAAUAUAGAUCCGGAUCGCUUUGUUGUUGGUGGUGUAUCCGCUGGUGGCCAUUUGGCUAGUGUCGUCUCCCACAUGUGCCGUGAUGCCGCCAUCCCACUACAGCUACAGGUGUUGUGUGUGCCCAUCUGCGAUCUACACAAUACCUUUACGGAGGAUGGCGAAUUCGACCGUGAAAAUUGUCCCUACGCAUCAUAUAAGGAGAUGGAAUUUUCAGCGGGCAUGACGGCAGCACGCAUGUCAUACUGCCAUAAAUACUUUCUCGGCCAGCAUCGACCAUCUCUAUCAGAUGAGGCAUGGAAGGCCUCACCCAUUCUGGCCCCCAAUUUCAGGGACUUGGCCGCAGCAUUGAUUUUCACUGCCGAAAUGGAUCCCCUGCGUGAUGAAGGCGAGGCAUAUGCAGCGAAGAUGAGAGCUGCCGGUUCUGAGGUGGAGCUUGUUCGUAUGACAGCUGCGCCGCAUUCGUUUGCCAUGCUGGACGGGAUUCUGGAGUCCGGUAAGAUGUAUAAUCGCAAGGUUGUGCAAACGCUACGAGAAAAGCUUUCUCAAUAG
Talaromyces proteolyticus is the source of this 1158-nucleotide messenger RNA. RefSeq names its product putative esterase. The transcript is spliced from 3 exons. The record is from RefSeq and is a predicted model, not a curated record. Lineage: Eukaryota; Fungi; Ascomycota; Eurotiomycetes; Eurotiales; Trichocomaceae. Bases 1 to 1158 code for a protein of 385 amino acids. Gene Ontology annotation, molecular function: hydrolase activity.